Messenger RNA from Raphanus sativus (radish), 2570 nucleotides. RefSeq lists its product as uncharacterized. Lineage: Eukaryota; Viridiplantae; Streptophyta; Magnoliopsida; Brassicales; Brassicaceae. The transcript has 4 exons. The record is from RefSeq and is a predicted model, not a curated record. The coding region runs from base 66 to 2561 and encodes 831 amino acids.
UGUGGUAUUUGCCUUUGACGGAAAGAUUGAAGAGGUUGUAUCAGUGUGAGCGCACGGCGAAGGCAAUGAGAUGGCAUGCAGAGCAUUCUACAAAUGGUGAGAUUAGACAUCCUUCAGAUGCGAAGGCUUGGAAACAUUUCCAAUCAACAUAUCCAGAAUUUGCUGAACAGAGAAGAAAUGUUUAUCUGGGAUUAUGCACUGAUGGUUUCAGCCCAUUUGGAAAGCAUGGAAGACAAUAUUCUCUAUGGCCGGUGAUUGUGACACCAUACAACUUGCCGCCAAAUUUGUGCAUGCGACGAGAGUUUUUGUUCCUCUCCAUUCUCGUCCCCGGGCCAGCUCAUCCUAAGAGAUCACUAGAUGUGUUUCUUCAACCACUAAUAUAUGAGUUACAACAACUAUGGGCGGUUGGUGCUGAGACAUACGAUGUUUCGUGCAGAGAAAACUUUCAUAUGCGGGCAGUACUUAUGUGGACAAUAAGUGACUUUCCAGCAUAUGGUAUGUUAUCCGGAUGGACAACACAUGGCAGGCUUUCAUGUCCAUAUUGUCAAGAUAGCACAGAUGCUUUCCAACUAAAGCACGGAAGGAAAACAUGUUGGUUUGAUUGUCACAGAAGAUUUCUACCACCUGAUCAUCCAUACCGUAGGAGUAAGACUUUGUUUACGAAGAACAAGCAGGUGUUUGAUGAUCCACCUACGGAAGUUAGUGGGAAAGAUUUGGCGACACAGUUUAGGGAUUUUGGUGCACAAAGGACGCCAGACGUAGGUGGACAUGAAAACAUUCCAGUCGAUGCUGUUGGAGAGCUACAUAACUGGCAUAAAAAGAGUAUUUUCUGGGAUCUGCCAUAUUGGGAGAGUCAUCUAUUGCGUCACAACUUAGAUGUCAUGCAUAUUGAGAAGAACUUUUUCGACAAUCUGAUGAACACAAUCCUCAACAUCCAAGGUAAAACGAAGGAUAAUCUGAAGUCAAGGUUGGAUUUAGUCGAUAUCUGUGAUCGUUCUGAACUUCACGUUGAUGAGAACGGUACGGCACCUUUUCCCAUUUAUCGGCUGGAUGGUGCUGGCAAAGAAGCGUUCUUUGAUUGGAUUACAGAUAAAGUGAAAUUUCCAGACGGUUAUGCAUCAAAUUUGGGUAAUUGCGUUGACAGAAGCGAAGGAAAGUUUACUGGCUUGAAGAGUCACGAUUGUCAUGUGAUUAUGCAGCGGCUCCUUCCGUUUGCUUUUUCCGCACUAUUACCACGUAAUGUUCAUGAAGCAGUUGCAGGGAUAAGUGUUUUCUUCCGUGAUUUAUGCACCAGAGUAGUGACUGAGGAGGGUAUUAGUACUUUGAAGGAAAACGUACCCGUUAGUCUUUGCAACCUCGAGAAGAUAUUUCCUCCAUCAUUCUUUGAUGUAAUGGAACAUCUUGCUAUUCAUCUCGCAAGAGAAUUGGAGCUUGGUGGUCCUGUGCAAUACCGAUGGAUGUAUCUUUUUGAGCGUUAUAUGCAUCAUCUGAAGAAGAAGAUCAAAAAUUUAAGCAAGGUGGAAGGAUCUAUAAUUGCACAGGUGAUCAAUGAAGAAACUUCAAACUUUGCUGAAAACUACUUUCCAUCAGAAGUGCAUACAAAAAACCGAAGACCUGCUCGGCAUGAUGACAGAGGAGAGAAAGCAACGUAUCAUGUUACUGUCCCAAGCAUGUUCAGCGAAAUAGGACGACUAAGUGGAAAACCCACGAAGCGGAGACUGACGGAGAUUGAGCACGCUCAUUUGCAAACAUAUUUGCUUACCAACUGUGAAGAUGUUCUACAAUAUGAGAGUGUUUAUAUGGCAGAGUUGCGUAUGACUUACAGACAUGCCACAGAAGAAGAGCUUCAACAACUCAGACAUAACGGAUUUGCUGCAUGGCUUCUUAAUUAUGUGACUGAUGGUUUGGCCAGAGGUUUUGUGUUCGAUGAUUGGAUAUGCGAGUUUGUGCGGGGACCAAACUAUGUGAUCAAAUCAUAUCCAAAAUAUUGUACACGAGGAUAUGCCUUUGCAAAAAAAGGUCAUUCUAGGACAACUUAUGAUGGAGGUGUUUCCUCUUCUUCCGGUGACGAUGUCUACUACGGCAACAUACAAGAAAUAUUGGAAAUUCAGUAUCCUGGUAUGGUUGGAUUGCGGUGUGUAGUAUUCUAUUGUGAUUGGUAUGACACCACCCCAGAUCGAGGAGUGAAGACUGAUGCGUUUGGUGUUACUUCGAUUCAUUCGCGGAGGAAACUUCAAUAUUAUGAUCCUUUCAUUCUUGCUUCGCAAGCUGAUCAGGUGUGCUACAUCAGUUACCCUCGGGUUACGUACCGAGACGAUCCAUGGAUCACGGUGGCGCAAAUCAACCCAAGAGGACGAGUAAACGGACCUUCUGAUAAUGAUCCAUUACAACCAAACUCUACCAGCAACGUGAGUGCAGUUGAAGAUUUGGCAGAGGUUGAACUCGUUGAGAAUUUUAACGAGUUUGGAAUUGAUGCUGUUGUACACUCGGAGCCAGAAGCUGAGAUUGGCGAGUUUGACGAAGAUUCUGAAGAUUCUACAGAUUCUGAAGAUUCUGAUUAGGACUUAUGU